Aaosphaeria arxii CBS 175.79 is the source of this 1856-nucleotide messenger RNA. Its product is annotated as p53-like transcription factor. Gene Ontology annotation, biological process: meiotic cell cycle; positive regulation of transcription by RNA polymerase II. Gene Ontology annotation, cellular component: nuclear chromosome. The transcript has 2 exons. Bases 185 to 1705 code for a protein of 506 amino acids. NCBI's taxonomy places the organism in Eukaryota, Fungi, Ascomycota, Dothideomycetes, Pleosporales. The record is from RefSeq and is a predicted model, not a curated record. Gene Ontology annotation, molecular function: DNA binding; DNA-binding transcription factor activity.
GGGUCCAUUUCCACUUCCCCCAGCUCCAACGCCUCUUCGGCCCUAGCCUACUCCACCUUCUCUACUCCUGCCUACUCUGGCAACAUCGGGCUGGGAAACACUUCAUUCAACGUCCCUGUGCCCUUCCAGUACGGCAGUCUGUCUUCAGUCCGAAGGAACUCAACCAUAUCAAUCGUCGUCGGCUAUGCUGCCGCCAACACGAUCACCAGGGAUGAGCAACCACCCCGUGUCACCGUCGGUUCUAGGCGGAUCCGCCAGAGAUAAUUAUACCACAUCAACGCCAGGCUUGCAUCGCCAUCCUCACACCUUGUCCCCUCGCUCCGAUCUUUCUCGAUACAGCACACUGCCACCAGAGACACCGAGGAGUGUACUGCCGACCACCAUGCCGCUGUCCAACACCCCCGGCUAUGGAGCCGGCCCAGUGCUAGCCUACGGCGCCCAGCCUCAGCAGUCGGAAAGUCCACCGUUUGGUGCACAGGAAACCUUCCACGAGAUGACAUGUGAGGGAACGACCGUCACUCCUUCCAUCGAAGCCAAAGUCGACAAGGGCUUCUUUUAUUCCCCGGAUCGCGUCUGGACGUGCUAUCGGAGGAACUACUUCGCAGUCUCAGUGUCAUUCACCUUGACCCCCUGGGUGCAGAAUGGCCGACUAUAUAUCAAUCGAGGAGGCAAGACCGAACAGGUCCAAUCUCUUGCCGUCUUUCUGGCUGCUGCCGUCGAUGGAAACCAAGGGAAGCCCAUCGAGCUCAUCCAACAUACACCCAAACGCGACAAGGGACCACAAUUGCAAAUGAAGAAGGAGCUUCUGUCACCGACACCACCAGGCAAGGCUCACGAACACAGCGGCUACAGCCUCAGCUCCUUCCAUCACACGGCUCUUCCCGGCCCGAGCCUUCCUCUGCAGAACGAGGCCGAGGCGGCACAUCAGUACUCCCCGACCAGCCACGCCAACAGCAACUUUCAACACAACUUCGAGCGCAUACAAUUCAAGUGCGCCACAGCAAACAACGGGAAGAGACGGGCCCAGCAACAGUACUACCACUUGAUCGUGGAGCUUUGGGCAAAUGUUCAAAAUCCCCGCGACGAAGAACCGAUCUGGGUCAAGAUCGCUGCGCGCUCUUCACAACCCGUCGUCGUCCGAGGCCGUUCCCCAAGCCAUUACUCGGGAGAGGGACCUCACAAUGCCAGCAAUGCUCGAGGCGGCGGAGGUUCCAACAUUGGUGGACCAGGCUAUCCGGGUCUUGGCGCCAAUGGAUCAGGGUAUGGGCCGCCCUACAAGAAUGGCCUUUCCGGUGGCGGCAACAGUGCAAUGGGCGGCGGUAUGUAUCGUGGCAAUACAUAUUCUCUCGAUCCGAGCCCCGUGGCCAGCCAUGUUGGGAGUCAUUCGGUCAGCUCUGCCAGCUCCCUCAGCGGAGGGCCCGUCGAUGGCCUUGUUGGCGACCACCACAUGCACGAGGAGGAAGACACCAAGAUGAUGGAAAGCCAGCAAAGUUACCAAUACUAUCCGUCCACGAUCUACGAGAACACACCCAUGAAGAUGGACACCACCGGACUUCCCCUUCCAGAGCGGAGGAUCAAGGAAGAAUACCCCGGUCCCGCCGCACUCGCUUCUGGCUGGUCGGUGGGUAGUUGCGGACGCUUUCAGGGCAUGGAGACCAGCCGUGGAUACUACCCACCCGACGUCCACGCCCACGUAGGCUACUGAAGCCGAGCAUAGCAAGUGCUGUUGACGAACCUCCGGGCAUUGAAGCAUGCUGUCGACUGGAACAGACGCAUUGCCUGGACGCACGAUGACUUCUCUAUUCACGAGCGGCAUCAUGCCCACCACUACCAACAGAUGAGCGACGCCACACCAU